This is a messenger RNA of Darwinula stevensoni, 1320 nucleotides long. Lineage: Eukaryota; Metazoa; Arthropoda; Ostracoda; Podocopida; Darwinulidae. The record is from the annotation of a GenBank genome assembly.
UCAAAUUGUUAAAUAUUCAUUUGCAAAGAUGUCUAGUUUCUCUAGUCCGAAGCGGAAACAAAGGAUAUACAACACGAGCAUAAGUAAGUCGAGUAAGUCACAGAUAGAAGCGAACUACAAAAGAAAUUAUGAAAUCAGUCCUGUUAUUGCUGCUGAGAGAAUAGUGAAAAUGAAUCAUCCUAUACCUUUUUUGCUUCAGAGAUUCAGGAAGGAAAAAUCUAGUUUAUCACGAAAGUAUUCUGAGAUUACCGACGUGUUCGAUGCUCACAGCCUCCAGCAUGUAUGAACUCUGUAGGAAAGCAAGGAUGCCUGUCCAUGCCGAGAAAGAGCCUCACCUAGGAGCUCUCGAGAUGAUGAGCAUUUUGACAGCCAAGGAAACGUCCAGAGUGAUCUCCGCCUACGACGCUAACGCCCUCCAAUACGAGCAGGACUUCAACGACCGGUGCUACAAAGCGCCACGACUGGCUGCAGAAGCCAUCAGGGACUUCAUCCAGGUGGAAGAUAGGUCAAAGGUCAAGAUCAUGGAUAUUGCCGCCGGGACUGGCAAGGUCGGAGAAUGGUUGGCAAGAUUUGGAUUUCGAGACAUCGAUGCCCUGGACGGGUCUCGAGGAAUGUUAGACACAUUGACCAAGAGAAAUAUCUACGGCAGAAAAAUACACGAUACGAUCGGGUAUCACAGAAUUGACGUGGAAGACGAGACUUACGACGCCGUGUCAAUGUCGGCAGGAUUCGUGGAAGGACACGUGCCCGUUGCCGCUCUCGACGAAAUGCUCCGAAUUUCCAAGAAAGGAGGGAUCGUGGUGGUGGUGCUGAGAUACGAAUACCUCUGGACAGUGGAGGAAUACCGAGACCUGGAACCCUACAUGAGAAGCAUGGAGGAACGGGGUUUAUGGACGAUGCUCCUUCGAAACAUCACUGCCGAAUACUUCUACGAAAAAGAGGGCAUCACCUACGUCUUUCGAAAACUCUGAAGAGUCUUACUGUUUUCUCAUUCGCGUACGUACAUUGCUUCAUAGCAGGGUGUCUCGAAGUCCACGAAGACGUUUCAAAUUGACUUUUUUGUCUCAAACGGCUGAAAUCCGUCGACCAUACCUCAAUAAGAAACUGAAUCAAAGAAGAGAUAGAUAAGCCCGACAAGUGAAUAUGAUUAUCAUGAACGCUCGGAAAUAACCAGAUCCAACUCUGCAAAAGUCUGCAACUUUGACAUAUGCAUUCUUGGGAGUAUAAGACCACUCAUAGUCUCUUAUACUGUAUGUUCUAUGAUUUGUGUGAAUAACAUGGCUGAUGUUAUUCAGUUCCUCUGUUGAAAACAUUGGAGCA